This is a messenger RNA of Anthonomus grandis grandis, 967 nucleotides long. RefSeq lists its product as uncharacterized. The record is from RefSeq and is a predicted model, not a curated record. The transcript has 4 exons. NCBI's taxonomy places the organism in Eukaryota, Metazoa, Arthropoda, Insecta, Coleoptera, Curculionidae. Bases 51 to 824 code for a protein of 257 amino acids.
CGACUAUAAAAUGAAGAGCUUGUUAGAAGAUAUUAACAAAGCCAAUAAACAUGGCUUACUUGAAGGUACUGUUUAUGGUGUGUUUGGCAUCCUAUGCCAUAGAUGCGGCCCCGAAUGUAUUAAAAGAAGAAGAAUCUAGUAAACAAGUAGAGGUCUUGAUUGUAGAACCCGUAGAGGUCGUUGACUCCUUAAGAGAAAAGAGAUCACCUGGUAGUUAUGGAGGAUAUGGAGGUAAAGGAGGCGGCGGUGGUGCCGGAGGAGGUUUUGGAGGUGGCGGUGGAUUUGGAGGCGGUGGCGGAGGAGGAGGCGGUUUUGGAGGUGGGGGUGGUUUUGGCGGUGGUCUAGGAGGAGGCGGCGGUCUCGGUGGUGGCGGCGGUAAAGGAGGAGGACUUGGAGGUGGUGGUGGUGGCCAUCAAGGCGGAGGAGGAGGAUUUGGAGGUGGUGGUAACCAAGGAGGCGGAGGAGGAUUUGGAGGUGGCGGUCACCAAGGUGGCGGAGGAGGAUUUGGAGGUGGUGGUCAACAAGGUGGAGGAGGAGGAUUUGGAGGUGGUGGACACCAAGGAGGUGGUAGUGGUGGCUUCGGCGGUGGCGGUAACGGUGGCGGAUUUGGCGGAGGUGGUGGUAACGGUGGCGGAUUCGGAGGCGGUGGCGGUGGACACCAAGGAGGUGGAGGUGGAUAUUCCGGCGGUGGACACAAUGGCGGAGGUUUUGGCGGUAAUUCCGGUGGGGGAUGCAGUACCUGUGGAGGAGGAAGUGGAGGCGGGUUUGCUUCUGCAUCGGCGCAAUCCAGUGCAUCGGCCAAAGCUGGAGGAUACGGAAAAUAGGCCCUAUGAAAAGAAAAGCGCAUAAUACACUUAAGCCCAUAAGUAUUUUUUAUUUCUUUUUUGUCAAAAAGUAACGUGAUCUGUAAGUAACUAAAUUGUAAUUUUAAGUUGUGCAAUAAAAUGUUUAUAUUUGUACUAUAUAA